AUGUCUUCGGCUACAGAGGCUCUUCUGGAGCCCAUCGAACCGAUGAAAGUGUCCAGCAAAAAUGUAGAGCCGGGAGCUCUACCGGAGAAGAAGAAGAUCAAAUCGUCUGGUGGCAACAGUCUAUCAAACUUGUUCCGACACUCUGAUUGCAUUGAUUACCUACUACUUCUUGGAGGGAUAGUUUUCAGUGCAGCCAGCGGUGCACUAUUGCCAUUCAACAGUCUAAUCUUUGAAGGUAUAACAAAUGUAUUGAUGACGGGUCAAUCUCAAUGGCAAAACGGGACGUUCAAUUAUGACAUGUUCAGUGUGGGAAUUCGACACUAUUGUCUGCUCUACUUUCUUUUGGGUGUCUUCAUGUUCCUUUGCACAUAUUUCGCGAAUGCAUGUCUCUACACCAUGGCUGAACGCCGUCUCUACUGUAUCAGAAAACACCUUCUGAAAUCAGUACUUCGCCAAGAUGCAAAAUGGUUUGACGAAAACACUGUUGGAGGGCUCACCCAGAAGAUGAGCAGUGGAAUUGAAAAAAUCAAGGACGGAAUUGGAGACAAGAUUGGAGUCAUCUUCUCAGGUGUCGCAACUUUUAUCAGUGGUGUUUUGCUUGGAUUCUACAUGUGCUGGCAACUAACUCUUGUCAUGUUAGUCACAGUGCCUCUACAACUUGGUUCAAUGUAUAUCACAGCAAAGCAUUUGAAUCGUGCAACCAAAAACGAAAUGUCGGCAUAUUCAAGCGCUGGUGGAAUGGCAAAUGAAGUUAUCGCCGGAAUCAGAACAGUCAUCGCUUUCAACGCACAACCAUUUGAAAUUUCAAGAUACGGAGAUCUGCUCGCUGAAGCUAGAAAAAUGGGUAUCCGGAAGUCGGUUGUUCUGGCUAUUUGCAGCUCAUUCCCGCUUGUUUUGAUGUUUGUUAUAAUGGCCGGAGCCUUCUGGUAUGGUGCGAUUCUUACUUCCUAUGGAGUGGCAACAUCUGGAACAACAUUCGGAGUGUUUUGGGCGGUCAUCUUGGGUACCAGACGUCUUGGGGAAGCUGCACCACAUAUGGGAGCUAUCACUGGCGCCAGACUAGCAAUUAAUGACAUUUUCAAAGUCAUUGAUCAUGAGCCAGAGAUUAACUGCACAACUGAAAGCGGUCGACGACCUGAGAAAAUUAAUGGAAAACUGAGUUUCGAUAACAUUCAAUUCACGUAUCCAACAAGACCAGAUGUUAAAGUUCUGAAAGGGGUAUCUUUUGAAGUGAAUCCAGGAGAAACAGUUGCAUUGGUUGGACACUCAGGAUGCGGAAAAUCAACAAGUAUUGGUCUUCUGAUGCGAUUCUAUAAUCAAUGCGGAGGAACGAUCAAACUCGAUGGAGUGCCUAUUGAAGACUACAAUAUUCAAUGGCUCCGCAGCACUAUUGGAAUCGUUCAGCAAGAACCAAUUAUCUUCUUGGCCACAGUAUCGGAGAACAUCAGAAUGGGAGACAACUCGAUCACUGAUAAAGAUAUCGAAAAUGCCUGCAAACAAGCGAAUGCACAUGACUUUAUCCUAAAACUCAGUGAUUGCUACGAGACUUUGAUUGGAGCUGGAGCUGUUCAAUUAUCAGGAGGACAGAAACAGAGAGUCGCGAUUGCCAGAGCUAUUGUUAGAAAGCCACAAAUUCUACUUCUCGAUGAAGCCACAAGUGCCUUGGACACAGAAAGUGAGCGUAUGGUUCAAGCAGCACUAGACAAAGCAUCACAAGGAAGAACCACACUGUGCAUUGCACAUCGUUUGAGCACAAUCAGAAACGCCAAUAAGAUUUUGGUAUUCGACCAAGGGCUUAUUGUGGAAAGCGGAACUCAUGAUCAGUUGAUCCGUCAGAAUGGAAUUUAUACCAGUAUGGUCAGAGCACAAGAGAUAGAAAGAGCACAGGAUGAUACUACAACGGAAGAUGAUACACUCGAUGAUGAUAUUGUAUCGAUUUCCCGCCGAAUGUCAACUUCUGAAGAAGAAGUGAGAAAAAGCAAGAGUCUUCUUAGAGACUCGAAACGACUCAGUCAGAGUAUGCUCAGUGUCACUUCUCAAGUGCCAGAUUGGGAAGUGGAAAGUGCUCGUGAAGAAAUGAUUGAGGAAGGUGGAAUGGAAGCGUCGAUGAUGGAUAUCUUCCGAUUCGCUGGACCGGAGAAAUGGAAAAUCAUAAUUGCACUAAUUUUCACAUUGAUCAGAGGAGUAACAUGGCCUGCAUUCUCUAUAGUGUAUGGACAACUUUUCAAAGUUUUUGCGGAGGGAGGAGAUGAUUUGCCAGAAAAUGCUUUUAUCAGUUCACUUUGGUUCCUCCUCCUGGCUUUUACCUCUGGACUCACUACUUUUGUUUCGGGAAGUCUCCUGGGGAAAACUGGAGAAACGAUGUCUAGCAGACUCCGAUUAGAUGUUUUCAAGAAUAUCAUGCAACAAGACGCCAGUUAUUUUGACGAUCCAAAGCAUAAUGUGGGAAACUUGACUUCUCGUUUGGCCACUGAUUCACAAAAUGUUCAAGCUGCCAUCGAUCACCGUCUUGCAGAAGUUCUCAAUGGUGUUGUUUCUUUGUUUACUGGUAUUGCGGUCGCAUUUUGGUUUGGAUGGAGUAUGGCUCCAAUCGGACUUUUCACAGCAUUAAUGCUGGUCGUUGCUCAGAGUGCAGUGGCUCAAUAUUUAAAGUAUCGAGGACCAAAAGAUAUGGAAUCAGCUAUUGAAGCUAGUAGAAUUGUCACUGAAUCAAUCUCGAAUUGGAAAACUGUUCAGGCUCUCACUAAACAAGAGUACAUGUUUGGAGCAUUCACCGCUGCCUCCAAAGCUCCACGUCAGAGAGCAUUCACUAAAGGUCUCUGGCAAUCGUUAUCGUUUGCAUUGGCUGGAAGUUUCUUUUUAUGGAACUUUGCAAUUGCGUACAUGUUUGGACUUUGGUUGGUCUCAAACAACUGGACAUCUCCAUUCGCCGUUUUCCAGGUUAUUGAAGCAUUGAACAUGGCUUCCAUGAGUGUGAUGAUGGCUGCUUCUUACUUCCCAGAAUACGUCAGAGCUAGAAUUUCAGCUGGUAUCAUGUUCACUAUGAUCCGACAAAAAUCGAGCAUUGAUAACCGUGGUAUUACUGGAGAAACACCGCUCAUCAAAGGAGAUAUCAACAUGCGUGGAGUCUACUUCGCUUAUCCAAACAGACGCCGUCAGCUUAUCCUGAACAACUUCAACAUGUCAGCCAACUUUGGUCAGACAGUUGCUCUUGUUGGUCCAUCCGGAUGUGGAAAGAGUACUACCAUUCAGCUCAUCGAACGGUACUACGACGCCAUCUGUGGAAGUGUAAAAAUUGAUGAUAAUGAUAUCCGAGAUAUUUCUGUCAAGCAUCUUCGUGAUAAUAUUGCUCUUGUUGGGCAAGAACCGACUCUCUUUAACUUAACUAUCAGAGAGAAUAUCACUUAUGGACUAGAGAACGUGUCACAGGAGCAAGUCGAAAAAGCAGCAACUCUGGCUAAUAUCCAUGGUUUCGUCAUGAAUCUACCGGAAGGAUAUAAUACUUCCGUUGGUGCUUCGGGUGGGCGAUUAUCUGGAGGUCAAAAGCAGCGAAUUGCAAUUGCAAGAGCAAUUGUCAGAGAUCCCAAAAUCCUUCUUCUCGAUGAAGCAACAUCUGCAUUGGAUUCUGAAAGUGAGAAGAUAGUUCAAGAAGCUCUUGAUAAGGCAAGACUUGGAAGAACCUGUGUGGUCAUUGCUCAUCGCCUAUCAACAAUUCAAAAUGCCGACAAGAUUAUUGUUUGUCGAAACGGUAAAGCAAUUGAGGAAGGAACUCAUCAAACCCUUCUAGCCAGACGUGGUUUAUACUAUAGACUCGUUGAGAAACAAUCCACAUAA
This is a messenger RNA of Caenorhabditis remanei, 3834 nucleotides long. RefSeq lists its product as uncharacterized. Gene Ontology annotation, biological process: transmembrane transport. Bases 1 to 3834 code for a protein of 1277 amino acids. The transcript has 15 exons. Gene Ontology annotation, cellular component: membrane. NCBI's taxonomy places the organism in Eukaryota, Metazoa, Nematoda, Chromadorea, Rhabditida, Rhabditidae. Gene Ontology annotation, molecular function: ATP binding; ABC-type transporter activity; ATP hydrolysis activity. The record is from RefSeq and is a predicted model, not a curated record.